Ipomoea triloba (trilobed morning glory) is the source of this 1042-nucleotide messenger RNA. RefSeq names its product protein SPEAR3-like. The coding region runs from base 283 to 855 and encodes 190 amino acids. Gene Ontology annotation, molecular function: DNA-binding transcription factor activity. The record is from RefSeq and is a predicted model, not a curated record. NCBI's taxonomy places the organism in Eukaryota, Viridiplantae, Streptophyta, Magnoliopsida, Solanales, Convolvulaceae. The transcript has 5 exons.
GAAAUAUGAAAGGAAAUGAAUAAUCACAUAUACAAAUCUAAAUACAAUCUGAUCCAGCGAUGCAAUAAUUAGUAGUAUAGACUACACACGAAGUGUUGACAGCUUAAAAAGGCCUCUUGGGGAUCUCUUCUCUGAUACCAUCCUCCCUUCUGUGUUUCUGUGUUCUUAUAUUUGUUCAGUUGCCAUAGCACCGAAGUUCAUCCUCAAACAAUCUGCAGUUCAUCUGGGAAGCCAAGAAAUUAUUGAAGUUUCUGCAAACAGAAGAGAGAGAAGAAGAGAAAGAUGAGUUAUUAUGGGGAGAGAAACCUAGGAAAUCACGAAAGAACAGCAGCAGCAGCAGCAUCAUCGUCUCGGAAGAGCAAGAAGAGCAAUUCGGAGAAGCCUAAAACGCCCCAAAGAGGUCUUGGGGUUGCCCAGUUAGAGAAGAUUAGAUUGCACAGUCAAAUGGGUUGCGCUUAUCAUCUCCCUGCAACUUCUCUUCAUCAUAACCCUUUCGCCGCUAAUCUCUCCCAGGAGGACAUGAGAUUGCAGACAGCUUAUAAUUCCUCGUCUUCAUCAUCAUCUUAUGCUUGUCUUCCUGCCUUUCAAACCAUGAUGGGAAAUGACAUGGAAAGAGCAAAUAUCAGAUUUGGAGAUUCCCAACCUAGCUCAACCCCAAGUUGGCAUCCUGGCACAGUCUAUGAGCCCCAACAAUAUGCACAACCAAACAUGACUAGACAUUUCCUCAACCUACAAGUAGAGGACUCGAUCGAGAAGAAGAGGAAGAAAGACAGAAGUGAUUCAAUGGGUUCAGGUAGUCAGAAUUCUGAUCAAUGCAAUGGGAGUCAAGAAUUAGACCUGGAGCUCAGAUUAUGACAUUGGUGAUCAGAAGCUAAGAUUAAUGGAAGAAAGAAAGUACUGUUUUUCUGGUACUAUAACACACUGUAUGGAUUUCCUUUCACUUAUGUUCAAAAUUAAAGUAGAACACAUUAUUAAUCAAAGCUAAAGUUGCAAAAAGUAUAAUUAAUUAAGCAAGUUGAUGGAUGGAAUUUGUCCAACUGUA